This is a messenger RNA of Pisolithus orientalis, 996 nucleotides long. RefSeq lists its product as uncharacterized. The record is from RefSeq and is a predicted model, not a curated record. Bases 1 to 996 code for a protein of 331 amino acids. Lineage: Eukaryota; Fungi; Basidiomycota; Agaricomycetes; Boletales; Pisolithaceae. The transcript is spliced from 4 exons.
AUGUCACAGACCGUCAGCUCCCAGCUGGUCAUCUCGACCUUCAUCGACGCUAUUCGCCCUCCAUUCAAUUUUAUCGUCGGAGUGACUGCGUUAUCUGCGUGUUUGGUCACUUUGCUGGUUGUCUUGUUCGUCUUCUCGACCCACGAGUCACGCAGGCGCCCCGUAUUUUACCUGAAUGUCAUAGCCAUCUCGAUUGCUGUGGUUCUGAGCAUUCUAAACGGUAUCACGAGUGGUAAAGCCAUCUUCGACCCAUUCAGACCCACGGGAGAAGGGAUUUACAUCGCAACGAUCUCCUUUGCGAUUUUCCCUCCUGUAUUUUAUGACUCGAUAUUGCUCACUCGUUUCCUCGCCCUAUACCCCGUCAAUGUGACCCCCAGAUCCACUCUCUUCAAGAUAUUUAUGUUCCCAUUGUGUAUUAAGUGUGGUCGUCUCAUUUCCUUGUAUCUUCGCAAAUUCGCUCAGUCUACGAAACUACUACUGUCGCUGGAACAACAUGCACAGGCUACGUGGUAUCGGAAUCCAUACAUAACGGCGGAAUGGUCGAUGCAGAUGUUAGACAAUGUAUAUUCCGUCAGCAUCUUUUUAUACAACCUCCAUGCUAGAACCUCCAAGAUAAAAUAUUGGCGGAUCCGGCAAAUAGCUCUUACUUCUGUUGCUAACUUCGUCUUCCCCCUCUUUCUCAACCUCGCACAAAUCGUUUGUAUCACCACAAGUCACUCUUUCGCAACGGGAACCAUGGUUCUGCUAGCAAACAACUACGUCAGUGUCAUUGGUGUGUUGUGCACUACCAUCUGGUUUUCUGGGUCAGAAUGGGUCCGUGAUACCCAGCGAACUAUGGGUCCAGAGCCCUUUCAUGGGUGCAGCAGCCAGGCAAAGGAAGGGCGCUUCAUUAGGUUCCGACCUGGAUCAGAUGAGAAUGAUGGUUAUGCAAAGCAAAGCCCCUGGUUGGUGGAGGCGGACGGACAUACCUUUGGACAGGGUACUUUCGGGGCUUGA